Tauraco erythrolophus (red-crested turaco) is the source of this 3558-nucleotide messenger RNA. The record is from RefSeq and is a predicted model, not a curated record. Lineage: Eukaryota; Metazoa; Chordata; Aves; Musophagiformes; Musophagidae.
AGAUAUAACAACAAUGAAAGGUACCAUUGUUGCUCAAGUGGAUUCGAGUGAGUCUUUCCAGGAGUUUUGCAGUACUUCGUGUUUAUCCUUCUAUGAAGAUAAACAGAAUCCCUCAAAAGGAGUUUUGAAUAAAUCAAGAUGCACUAUUUGUGGUAAACUAACUGAGAUUCGUCAUGAAGUUAGCUUUAAAAAUAUGACUCAUAAGCUGUGCAGUGACCAUUGCUUCAAUAGGUACAGGAUGGCAAAUGGUUUAAUAAUGAACUGCUGUGAGCAUUGUGGGGAGUAUUUGCCCAGUAAAGGAGCUGGAAACAAUAUUCUUACUAUUGAUGGUCAACAGAAAAGAUUUUGCUGUCAGAACUGCGUUGGUGAAUACAAGCAGAAAUAUGGCAAAUUAACAUCUUGUACUGGGUGCAGAGCUCAGUGCAGGUUUUUUGACAUGACACAGUGCAUAGGACCUAAUGGAUAUAUGGAGCCAUACUGCUCAACUGCAUGCAUGAACACACACAAAGCAAAAUAUGCAAACUCACAAAGUAUGGGAAUUAUUUGCCACUUUUGUAAACGAAACUCUUUACCUCAAUAUCAAGCCACAAUGCCUGAUGGAAAACUGUACAACUUUUGCAGUUCCAGUUGUGUAGCUAAAUUUCAGACUCUCAGUGUGCAGUCUUCGACAAAUGGUCAGUUUGUCUCUCCCAGUGAUAUUCAGUUGAAAUGUAAUUAUUGCAAAAGUUCUUUUUGUUCGAAGCCAGAAGUACUGGAGUGGGAGAACAAAGUGUAUCAGUUCUGCAGCAGAGGAUGUUCUGAUGACUAUAAGAAACUGCACUGCAUAGUUACAUACUGUGAAUACUGUCAAGAGGAGAAAACGCUGCAUGAGACGGUGAAUUUCUCUGGCAUCAAAAGACCAUUUUGUAGUGAAGGCUGCAAGCUGCUAUAUAAACAAGACUUUGCAAGACGGUUAGGACUGAGAUGUGUUACUUGUAAUUACUGCUCACAGCUGUGCAAAAAGGGAGCAACUAAGGAACUUGAUGGUGUAGUGAGAGAUUUCUGCAGUGAAGAGUGCUGUAAAAAAUUUCAGGACUGGUACUACAAGGCUGCACGAUGUGACUGUUGUAAGUCUCAAGGAACUCUCAAAGAGAAAGUGCAGUGGCGUGGCGAAAUGAAACACUUUUGUGAUCAGCACUGUUUGCUCCGUUUCUACUGUCAACAAAAUGAACCAAAUCUGGCAACUCAAAAAGGACCUGAGAACUUACACUAUGAUCAGGGCUGUCAAACCCCUCGAACAAAAGUAACAGGCUCAGCACCACCACCUUCUCCAACACCUAACAGAGAAAUGAAGAACAAGGCAGUUCUUUGCAAGCCUUUGACAAUGACGAAAGCCACGUACUGUAAACCUCAUAUGCAGACAAAAUCUUGUCAGACAGAAGAUGAUUGGAAAAAAGAGUAUGUCCCAGUGCCUAUUCCUGUACCUGUCUAUGUUCCGGUGCCUAUGAACAUGUAUAGUCAAAAUGUUCCUGUUCCUACGACAGUUCCUGUUCCUGUGCCAGUUCCAGUUUUCUUGCCCACUCCUGUGGAUAGCAGUGAGAAAAUCUUUGCUGCAAUAGAAGAGCUGAGGGGAAAAGUGCCCUCAAAUCCUCUGGAAACUGAGCUACUGAACUUGUCAGGGAUGGUACCUGAAAGUGAUGGAAAAGCUGAAGCUUGUGAUGUGGCCAGUGCCGUAGUUGAGUCAAAUCUACUAAACUCAGAAAGAGAGGUACAGACAAGCUUGCCUGAUGUUCCAUAUGAACCAGACCUUGAUAUUGAAGUAGACUUUCCAAGAGCAACUGAGGAGCUUGAUACAGAAAAUGAGUUUUUGUUACCACCUGUUUUUGGGGAAGAAUAUGAGGAACAGCCAAGGCCUCGGUCCAAAAAGAAGGGGGUGAAGAGGAAAGCGGUCUCAGAGUACCAGUCCCACGACGACAGCUCUGAAAACUCAGAGUGUAGUUUCCCGUUCAAAUACACGUAUGGUGUGAAUGCGUGGAAGCACUGGGUAAAGUCUCGGUAUUUAGAUGAAGAGCUUCCAGAAUUAGAGGAACUGAAAUCAACAAAGUCUGUGAAAUUAAAGGAAGAUCUAUUAUCACAUACUUCAGCUGAGUUAAACUAUGGGUUGACACAUUUUGUCAAUGAAAUUCGAAGGCCAAAUGGAGAGAACUAUGCACCUGACAGCAUCUAUUAUCUGUGUCUUGGGAUUCAGGAGUAUUUAUAUGGAAGUAAUCGAAAAGACAACAUAUUUAUUGAUCCAAUCUACCAGACGUUUGAACAGGAAUUAUGUAAAAUCCUUAGAAGCUGGCAACCGAGCAUACUUCCAGAUGGAUCAAUAUUCUCUCGAGUUGAAGAAGAUUACCUUUGGAGGAUUAAACAGCUAGGAUCCCAUUCACCGGUUGCUCUUCUGAAUACUCUGUUCUACUUUAACACUAAAUAUUUUGGCCUGAAAACAGUGGAGCAGCACUUAAGACUUUCUUUUGGCACUGUUUUUAGACAGUGGAAGAAAAAUCCUCUAACAAUGGAAAGCAAAGCUUGUCUUCGAUACCAAGUGUCUUCCCUGUGCAGAGCUGAUAGUGAAGAUAAAAUUACCACUGGAAAAAGGAAACAUGAAGAUGAUGAGCCAGUAUUUGAACAAAUUGAAAACACGUCUGAUCCAGCUAGAUGCCCUGUCAAAAUGUUUGAGUGCUAUCUGUCUAAAAGUCCACAGAAUCUGAAUCAGAGGACGGACAUGUUCUAUCUGCAACCAGAGUGCUCCGUCUCCGCGGAGAGUCCCAUCUGGUACACUGCCACUUCACUGGACCGCAACACUUUGGAAAAUAUGCUCGUACGGGUUCUUUUAGUAAAAGAUAUUUAUGAUAAAGACAAUUAUGAACUGGAUGAAGACAUAGAUUAAAACAAACUUCCAAAAAACGUCAAGAAAACAAACAGCAUUAGAUAUAGUCAUGCUGCUAGACCUUUACUAUGGAAAACAUUUCAAGUUUACCCUUUGUUUUUGUAGCAGUGUGUACCCUCACCUGGGUAUUACCGUGUAAAUAGUCUGUGAGUGAAAGUUUCCAUUAUUCUGCAUAGUGGUCUUAGGAUACAUAACAAACACAUUUCAGAUUCUUUUUUUAUUAUUUAUUUGACUAGGUAUGUUUGUAACUUUUUACAUUGCAAAAUAUGAAUGAGAAUGUGCCAUGUGUAAUUUUUUUUUCCGUUGUAGUAAUAGACAUCCAUAUUGCACAACUCCGCUGUCGGAAGCUCCCUUGAAAGGAGGCUCUUUUAAUGGGUUCUUAAACCAGAUGGUUGUGUAUGGGGUAGCACUACUAAAGUUUAGAACUUGCUGUGUCUUUCAGAAUUUUUAAAUAAAUUGUAAACUAAUAGGUUUUUUACUUUUUAGUUACUGAAGCCUUAUAAGGUUAUGUAGAGAGAUUCCAUCUUAUGUACCAAAAAUAGACAAAAGAGAAUGCUGUCAAUAUUGGUGUACUGUAAUGUGAAUCUAUUCUGGUGAAAACUCUUUUUUUUUGUUGCCCUUAUUAAAACCUUAGUGUCCUUUCCUUA